CCACGGCAUCUCAUCUAGGGAAGACACGCACCGCGCGCCACGGGUACUCCUCACCAGGAUCCAGUCGGAGCUGGAACGGCAUCGCUUCUCUCGCGCGAGGGAGACACAGGCAGUGAGCGGUGCUGCGGUGCUGCCUGCUGUGCUUCUGUUAACAGUGCAUUCAGGAAUUCUUGCAAGGAGUUCAGUGCGUGUGAUAUAAACUUAUUAGACCCAAACGUUGAGGGCCAUGGCGAUUUUCAGGAAUUGAUCAGUUUGGGGCCCGACACUUGAUAUGCUGUAUGUACUUGAAGGAAAAUCUCUAAAAUAAAACAAAAGAAAUGCGUGCACAGAAACGACAGUAAAUAAAUGAAUAAAUAAAUAAAAGAAGCACACUACAUUAGUUAGGGACAAACUGAGAAAGAAGAAAAAAAACCUAGAUGAUGAAUAAGAGAAGAAUCUGCUGAAGUUUGAGCGGCAAGAAGUUGAAGUAAGUAGCGGGUGAGAUCAUGUAACACUCAACUUUGUGCACGCAAGUGGUGAGGACAGGCAGCGCGGAAUCCAAGUAGCAGUGAAUAUUGUGAUCCGCCGCCGCUAAAAUGAGUUUCUUCAGACUUGUGUGUUUCCUGCUGCUUCUGGUAACACAAGGAGUGAGAUGUUCAGCGGUCACGUGGACUCGAGGCAAUGACGCGUCCCCUGAGCUAUUCUCUGACGGUCUUUCCCCGAGCCAAGCAAGUUUGGUGCGUCCAUUCAGCUUCUCUUCCUCCUCCUCGCCCACCAGCACGGCCAACAACAGCGUGCUUCAAGGGGGUGCCGUGUACCCUAGCAGCAUGACGCACAGGGUGGUGGGGGCGGGCUCCAGCGCUGUGUUCACGCCUCCUGCAAGAUUCAGCAACACAGUGCUCCCCUCUUUCGCCAACACCACCGUCACCAACGUCACCGUCAUUAGAGGAAAGACCGCCUACCUCCGCUGCCAUGUUCUCAAUAUUGGCACCAAAACAGUGUCGUGGGUGCGCCAUGACGACAUUCACGUACUGACUGUGGGCCGUCUCACCUUCACGAACGAUGACCGCUUCGAGGCCAUGAACAAGCCGGGAUCGGACGUUUGGUCACUGCGCAUCAAGUUCCCGCAGUUGCACGACUCCGGCAAGUACGAGUGUCAGGUGUCCACGCGGCCCACCCGUUCCCGUGUCAUCACCCUCAACGUAGUGGAACCCCGCGCCGUGAUCCCACCUGGACCAGAGCUGUAUGUGGACCACGGCUCGCCUCUCAACAUUACCUGCGUGAUACCGGACAGCCCUGAGCCCCCUGAUCACGUCUUCUGGUAUCACCGAGACAAGAUGGUGUCGUUCGAUGGUUCCCGGCAGGGCGUGUCCAUCACCACAGACAAGGGCUCCGUUACCACCAGUAUUCUCCUCAUCCAGGACGUGACAACUAAGGACUCCGGCUUGUAUAUAUGUGCUCCUCAGGGCAUGAAGGAGGCGUCUGUGAGAGUUCGGGUGCUUAACGGAGAAUUACCACAGGCGAUGCAGACGGGCUCCACCUGCCAAGGGUGCGGCAGCUCCUACCUGCUGCUGCUGCUGGCAGCGCUCUACCUGCUACUGCUGUGAUUGUUCUCGCUCGCCGGUGUGUUGCCAAUCAUUGCCUUCGAAUCGGCCACAAUUGAAGCUCAAUAAGGAAAAGUGUGACUUGAGAAGGAUGCGUAUGAUCCCACAGGACGUCACGUGGCGGGGCUGACAUUCACAUCAGAAGACAAUUAUUUUCCUAUUGCCGGAUUUUUUACUAUGACCUCCAGCGGCCGACGAACGAACGCGAACCACUCGGUCAGAUUUGCAAAAGCUUUACGGACGAAACGAGAAGACCAAGAGCUUAGUGCACGUGACUGUUCGUACUCGUGCUGGCUAGUGUGUUUGCGCGCACGUGGGAGGUGUGUACGUAUGUAGUGUAUGUUGUGCCGCGUGAGGGUGAUAUAUGGCGCCGAGUUGUGUAUACCCAAGUGACGACAAGUACUGUGCUGCACUCACAGGGAACAAGAACUCUUUUUUUUCUGAUAACAUUCGAUAGAGAACCUUUACCCGGGAACUUGUGAUAGUGUUUUGUAGCGACACCUCUCACUCAUAUCAAGGAAUGCCUCUAGAAGUGAACGAAGAGAAUAUAUCUCAAUGGAAAGGAAACAUUCAAGUAGAAGUCUCGUAUUGUAGGGUCAUGUCAUUAAUGUGUGCUGGUUCUACGUCAGUAAAUGUUGACUGUGUGUAACAUGAGAAAAAAUACACAGAAAAUCUAAGCUUAAUUUACGAUGCCACGCGUCAAAACCAUCUCGUCGUGUUUUGAAACAGUGAAUGGUUGAAGUGCUUGCAAUCUGGAGCCGCCAUGGUACAGCGCGCAUUGUGCUCCAAGAGAUCCCCAAGCCCAUGGGUUCGAAUCUUGGUCACGGUCCGAGUGUACACAGGGCUUUCUUAAUAGGAGGUAGCCCCAAAAAGUACCUCCUUUAGCCCAUAAAAUCCCGCGGAAAGCCCACAUUAUAUAAUAAAAAAAGAGAUGCAUCACUGUUGACACAACACCGCUACACGCAUCGGGAAGGAGUGGAGGUAAUCCGAUUACACCGCAUGAGUUGGUUCAUGGCACGAGAGUGAGGAGACAGCCACAAGGCCACACAAUACAAGGUGAAGGAAAGGAAAACACCAAGCGUCACUUCCGGGAGACGAACAUGGUGGGUUAUUCAUAUUAAUAUUUCCUUCGACUUGAUGAUUAUGAUGAGUAUGAUGCACCAACAGCGAAUUGUGCAGCUCUACUUUGCUCACUCUUAAGUUCAUUCCUAUUUCGAUUCAGUAUAAAUAUUGAGAUACUUCCACCAAAGUAAAUAAAUAAAUAAAAUAAAAAUGACUAGCUGAAUUGAUGCCACGUAAGUCAGUGACGUGUCCGGUGGGAAGCUCUCCCGCUGAGCAUGAAUCAUUGUUCUGCAACAGAGGAAUUAAUUAAUCUGAUAUUCUUAUUUGUGAAGCUGCCGCCAACACCUUUAAACUCUUUCACCUUUAAUACUUUAUUCAUGUUUAGCGAGAAGCACUACACUGAUUACCUAUGUGCGUCUCUUCCCCAGUCCAACCCCAACACCCCUACCACACCCACCCACCCACAAACACACACACACACACACACACACACACACACACACACACACACACACACACACACACACACACACACACACACACACACACACACACACACACACACACAGGUCACAUAAAGAUUGUUACGCAAGAAAGGCAUCACAUUUCUCAAUAACGCCACCUAUUUCCAAACUAUCCAAGACCAAGAGUGAGUAUAACAUUUUCUCCCUUGUCUCAAUAACAAGACAACCAUACAAUAAUAACGUAUUUCCUUUGACCUUGUUGUGCUCGCGGAGGGACGCCUUGGGAGACCACGCUGCUAUGUUCACGAGAAGCCGAGGCGAUGGAAUGGAGAAGGUUAAGGUCUCAUUUAUAUACCAGAUACUACUUUCACCACCUAUCUGUAUUUUUAUAUACGUGUCUAAUACAAUAAAUGUAUUUUUCUA
Molecule: messenger RNA, 3532 nt
Organism: Portunus trituberculatus (swimming crab)
Lineage: Eukaryota; Metazoa; Arthropoda; Malacostraca; Decapoda; Portunidae
Product: peroxidasin homolog
Exons: 7
Coding region: 576-1586 (336 amino acids)
Biological process (GO): synapse organization
Cellular component (GO): neuron projection membrane
Source: RefSeq, a predicted model, not a curated record